Messenger RNA from Hypanus sabinus (Atlantic stingray), 3539 nucleotides. It is a transcript of the gene myb, whose product is annotated as v-myb avian myeloblastosis viral oncogene homolog. The transcript has 16 exons. The coding region runs from base 109 to 2382 and encodes 757 amino acids. The record is from RefSeq and is a predicted model, not a curated record. Gene Ontology annotation, cellular component: nucleus. Gene Ontology annotation, molecular function: DNA-binding transcription factor activity, RNA polymerase II-specific; RNA polymerase II cis-regulatory region sequence-specific DNA binding. Gene Ontology annotation, biological process: regulation of DNA-templated transcription. Lineage: Eukaryota; Metazoa; Chordata; Chondrichthyes; Myliobatiformes; Dasyatidae.
GGAAUCUGUGUUUACAGAGUGUACACUUUAAUCUCAACUUGCUUCCUCCUCGUGUGAGUUUGGGUGAUCACUUGCUGCAACACUUCUUCCGCACUCUCUUAGAAACUCAUGGCUCGGCGGCCACGGAAUAGUUUAUACAGUAGUGAUGAGGAGGAAGAAGAGAUUGAAAUGUUUGAUCAUGAUUAUGAUGGUCCCCAACCAAAGUCUUGUAAACGCCAGUUAAGUAAAACACGAUGGACACGUGAAGAGGAUGAAAAGCUGAAGAAACUGGUUGAACAACAUGGAACAGAAGACUGGAAAGUUAUUGCCAACUUCCUCCCUAACCGGACUGAUGUGCAGUGCCAACAUCGAUGGCAAAAAGUUCUAAAUCCUGAACUCAUUAAAGGUCCAUGGACAAAAGAAGAAGAUCAAAGGGUAAUAGAACUUGUGCAGAAAUAUGGUCCAAAGCGCUGGUCUGUUAUUGCAAAGCAUCUAAAAGGGAGAAUAGGAAAACAAUGUCGAGAGCGGUGGCACAAUCAUCUAAAUCCUGAAGUGAAAAAAACUUCCUGGACAGAGGAAGAAGACCGGGUUAUAUAUCAAGCACAUAAAAGACUUGGAAAUAGAUGGGCAGAAAUAGCAAAGCUACUUCCUGGAAGGACAGAUAAUGCUAUCAAGAACCAUUGGAAUUCCACAAUGCGUCGUAAAGUAGAGCAAGAGGGCUACCUCCAGGAGUCUUCUAAAACAAGCCAGCCACCAGUUACGACGAAUUUUCAAAAAAGUAACCUUAUUAUGGGUUUUCCACAUACAUCUCCAUCUACGCAGUUAUCAGCUAGUCAGCCACAAGUCAGUGGUGACUAUGCAUACUUUCAUCUUCCUGAUCCACAAGAGAUCUCCAAUCAGAUGCCCUAUCCAGUUUCUCUGCACGUGAAUAUGGCCAACGUUCCUCAACCAGCCACUGCAGCUAUUCAGAGACACUAUAAUGAUGAAGAUCCUGAAAAAGAAAAAAGAAUAAAGGAAUUAGAGUUGCUACUAAUGUCGACUGAAAAUGAACUGAGAGGGCAGCAGGCAUUACCAACUCAAACUGCUGAUUACUCCAGCUGGAAUGGUACUCUAGUCAUUGAUAAUUCAGGAGCUCACAACAGGAGCCUGGCCAUUACUUGUAUAGGGGAACAUCGACAACCUGGACAUCCACCUCAUAGGGAUCUUGGUUCCUUACCAGAAGAAAGUGCAUCACCAGCAAGAUGUAUGAUUCAUCCUAAUGGAAUACUCUCACCCUUAAGAAGUGUUCCACAUUCUGAUUACACAGAAGCACUUCAACUAUUAGACUCAGAUCCAUCUACAUGGGGUGAACUCAGCAGUUUCGACUUACUUGAAGGGGAAGACAGCACACCUAGCAAAACUGUUCCAGCAAAAAUCACACAGCUUCAGCAAAAAGGAAGCAGCGUUUGCCAGUGCGGAGGACACACUAGCACAAGCAGAAAUAAAAGCCUGGUUUGUCAGGCCUCCCCUACUUCGCUCAGCCCAUUCUCUCCUUCAAAGUUCUGCACUCCACCAACAAUCCUGUACCGCAAAAAGAAAAGCCAUGCAAGCCAUUCAUUUAAUGGUGAUAGUAAUUGCUCCACAUUAGCUGACUUCAGCUGCUCUACUCCCAAGUGUGCCCAUGUGAAAGGUCUUCCUUUCUCUCCCUCACAGUUUUUAAAUACAUCUUCAAGUGAUCACCUAGAAGUGGAAUCUCCUGCAUUAACCUCUACACCAGUGUGCAAUCAAAAGAUUAUUUUAACUCCUUUGCACCGUGACCAAACACCCAAGACCCAAAAAGAAAAUGAUGCUUUCAGAACUCCAAAUAUCAGAAGAUCAAUAUUGGAAGGCUCUCCUAGAACACCCACACCCUUUAAAAAUGCACUUGCAAGCCAAGAAGUGAAAUACGGAUCUUUGAAAGUGCUGACACCAUCUCACCUUGCUGAAGAUAUACAAGAUGUAAUUAAACAAGAGACUGAUGAAAAUGAAAUUAUAAAUAGUUUUCAUGAAAAUGGCCAACCACUUUUAAAGAAAAUUAAGCAAGAGAUGGUGUCUCCCGAUAAGAAAAUGAGGAAGUUUUUUACAUUGGCACCAUGGGAAAGAGAGCACUUGAAUACUCAGCUUUUCUCACAAAGUCCUUUAGAAGAAGGACCUAUGCAAAAUCUGCUGACUAGUUCUGUAUUAAUGAUGCCUGUAUCGGAUAAGACAGAUGAUAUUCUUAACAAAGCAUUUACUGUACAAAUGAGCAGGCAAAUGAACAGUCCAUUACAGUUUGUGAAUACCUGGGAGGCUGUGACAUGUGGAAAAACUGAAGAUCAACUUAUUGUAACUGAGCAAGCACGGACGUAUAUGAACACCUUCUCUGCCAGAACAUUAGUUAUGUAAUCUUCUCCAACUAAGCAUUAAGAAGUUUUGAAACACCUGUUGUUCAGUCAUGAUCAGCAUUUGUUCUCAUUAAUUACCACUGAUGUACUCUCACAAAAAUAUUGCCUUACAAAAAUUCAGAAUGUCACAAAAUGCUUUCUUCACUAAGUAUUUAGCUGUCAAAAAGACAAAUAUCAGAUUUACUUACAUUACAAGAUGCUUGAAGUUAUAAAAGCAACUCUGAAUUUAACACAAAAAUGUUGAGUUACUUUUUUCAAAUAUGGAGAGCAAAUUGGAACAUAUCAGUAUUUCUUUUGUAUUCGUGGCAGAUAGAGCAAUUGGUCUUCCCAAGUACUUGAUUGAUUGCUGUAAUUUAAACCUGUAAGUUAAUAAAUUAAAUGAAAUGCACUGAUGACAAAAUAGAGAUAUAGCAUUACUACAAACCAAAUUAGAUUUUUUAAAAAUCAAGCUUUCAUAGAUAUAAAAUUAGGUUUGAAGUAUUGUUUUUGUUUGCUCUUUUUUGGUCUGAAUUCGAGCCAUAUUAUAUUUACAUACACACACAGACAUAAAUUUAUAUAAUAUAUGUGCAUGUGUGUGUAUUUGUGUGUAGCUUGCAUAAUACUGAUACUGUAUGUAAAAAAAAUGUUUUAUGUAUGAAAAUGUAUAUUUUAUUCAAUAAGUUAAUUUUGUAAAUGCCAAAUGGAUAAUGUUGUGCUGCUAAAGACUUCAGCACGUAGACGUGCUGCAUAAAGUGGGCAGUGGAGUUAUCAGAGAAAAUGGUGUUAACUGAUCUAAAAUGCACUGGUAGCUAGUAUUUUUUAAACCUAGCAUUUUCAAACACACAGUUUUUGGGAAGUGAAAUAUUUUGUCUUUAUGACAAAAUGCAUAUGAUGCACCUUUUGUAUCGUGGGAGAACACUGAUAUAUUCACUAAUUUUUUUUUACUUUUGUCCCAUUCAUUUCAUAUUUAACUCAAGGCACUAGCCCAGAUGUACUUUCAAUUCAUUGAACAACACGUGCAGGAAGUCUUGGCUUUACUUUACUGCCAUAUUAAAUGCCUCUGGCAUACAUUUACUAAACACUUUGUUUUAAAACACAGUAGGUGAUUGUCAAAAUGUGCUGCCUUGCUAUCAGCUAGGUGCAAAUCAACUGCACUUACUUCUUGACUAUAGUUGUAUA